This is a messenger RNA of Hevea brasiliensis (rubber tree), 2770 nucleotides long. Its product is annotated as serine/threonine-protein kinase ATG1c. NCBI's taxonomy places the organism in Eukaryota, Viridiplantae, Streptophyta, Magnoliopsida, Malpighiales, Euphorbiaceae. Gene Ontology annotation, biological process: peptidyl-serine phosphorylation; autophagy. Gene Ontology annotation, molecular function: protein serine/threonine kinase activity; ATP binding. Gene Ontology annotation, cellular component: cytoplasm. The transcript is spliced from 13 exons. Bases 365 to 2503 code for a protein of 712 amino acids. The record is from RefSeq and is a predicted model, not a curated record.
GUCCCUUCUAUGCAUGUUUAUUCCCUUUCCUUUCUCUUUCCUUUCCGCUGCUUCCAUCUACUUGAUUAUGCUCAUUAAUCAUGAUCCUUAAUCAAUUCAAUAUUUUAAUUAAUAAAAUAUUAGUAUCAUAUGGUAUUUGUUUAAAUUAAAUUAUUGUAUGAUCAUAAAGCUUGUGUAAUCCGCCUCUGCUUCCCUCUUUCUAGCGUAAUUUUAUCUCAUACAUGCCAAUCCGAUCCUUCGAACUUGGGUCGAAUCUUCAAAAACAAUCCAUUUCUUAGUUUUUAACCAACAUAGCUCGUCUUUAACCUUGAAUUCAGCUGGUUUCGGGUUCGGAUCCUAGGGUUUUACAGGUUUCUUCUCAAUUAUGGCUCAAGCGUCGGGGAGGGGUAGAACUGUUGGGGAUUACCUGGUAGGUAGGCAAAUCGGGUCGGGUUCUUUCUCGGUGGUGUGGCAUGGCAGGCACUGGAUUCAUGGUACCGAGGUGGCUAUAAAGGAGAUCGCUAUGAGUCGACUCAAUAAGAAGUUGCAGGAUAGUCUCAUGCAUGAGAUCUUUAUCUUGAAGAGGAUUAACCAUCCGAAUAUUAUUUGCUUGCACGAUAUUAUUCAGGUGCCAGGGAGAAUGCAUAUUGUGUUGGAGUAUUGCAAAGGGGGUGAUCUAUAUAUGUAUAUUCAAAGACAUGGGCGAGUCCCUGAAGCAAUUGCUAAGCACUUCAUGCAGCAACUAGCGGCUGGGCUGCAAAUACUUCGGGACAAUAAUCUUAUUCAUCGGGAUCUAAAACCACAGAAUCUCCUACUUUCAAGCAAUGACAGCAAUUCAGUUCUGAAAAUUGCUGAUUUUGGAUUUGCUAGAUCUCUGCAACCUAGAGGCCUUGCAGAAACCUUGUGUGGUUCACCCCUUUACAUGGCUCCAGAGAUAAUGCAGCUUCAGAAGUAUGACGCUAAGGCAGAUCUCUGGAGUGUUGGUGCCAUUUUAUUUCAGCUUGUGACAGGAAAAACCCCAUUUACUGGAAACAAUCAAAUAGAGUUGCUGCAAAACAUUAUGAAGUCAACUGAAUUGCAAUUUCCUUCAGAUAUUAAGGAUUUGAGUGCUGACUGCAAAGAUUUGUGCCAGAAAUUGUUGCGUCGUAAUCCAGUCGAACGGUUAACAUUUGAGGAGUUUUUUAAUCACCCAUUCCUUUCUCAGAGGAAAAUAGAUCAAUCUUUGGGGAAUAGGACAUUUUUAAGAUCAGUUGACAGUGUUCCAUUGUCUGAAAGCAUUUCUGCAAGGAAUACAGAGAACAUUUCUCCGGAGGACUAUCUGCCUUUCUUCCUGGAUGAUGAUUCGAGCGGUCCUGAGGGUAGCCCUUCCUUUUCUAAGAGGAAGCCUUCAAUGAAGUCCACCUAUGGAUUUUCUCUUGAUACACAAGUUGAUGGAAAGGAAGCAAAAUCUAAUGCUUUGAAUAACAAGGAUUUUACUCCCAGACAUUCUAGUCAUAACUUGGAAUUUACUAGUUUUAAGCCUGACAUUAAUAAAUUUUCCAAUGAAUAUCUACAUGAAGCUCCAAAAUCCAUGAACCAAAUGUCUAUGAAUUUACAAUCAAGAGCUGUGGAUUCAUUGGAGUUGAUAGAUCAAGAUUAUGUUCUUGUUUCUGGUCCCCCUUUGGAUGUGUCUUCUUCUUCUGGAAGUACUUCCAAACCUAGCCAUGUACCACACAAAUCACCAAGUCCUCCUGAAUCAUCAGGCAAUUUAAAUACUGUCUCCAUGCCAAUAAUUGGCACUGCUAACAGCCACAUUGGAAGCUUGGAGGACCCAGGCUCUGCUCCUGGGACUUCUCAAGGAUCCACGGAUAUUGGAGAUGUUUUGGAGCAGCCAUCAACUCAUUGUAUGAGUAGGAUUAAGUCAUUGCAGCAGUGUGCAUCUGCCAUCUCUGAAUUAGUACGUGAAAAGAUGGAGGUAGGUAGGCAACUGGAAGCAUUCUCGAUACAACUGGUUAUUCUUGCAAUUUGGAAGCAAGCACUUCAUAUUUGCCACACAGAGGCCGCCUCAGCUAUUGAAGGAAGUCCAAGCCAAGAGAGCCCAAGGUUGAGGCGAAGCAGCGACAAGAAACAUGGGACUCCUGAUACAGAAGACGGUGCUGAUGUUGGGCCAGAGAAUAUCUCCACUCAGAUUGAGAGGGAGUUUUUAAGGGAAGUUGAACAUGCUGAGGAACUCGCCAAGGCUAUUGAACCUGGAAAUAUCGAGAUGCCUGAUGCCAUGGAGACAAUAUUUCAAUCCGCCCUUGCUCUGGGAAAACUUGGAGGAGUUGCGGAGCUCAUGCGUGAAAUGGAAAGUGCAUCUUUCUUAUAUUCAAAAGCAGUACGCUUGUUUGUCUUCCUUCUUGCGGAAGCACCAUCCCUCAUUUUCAAUCCUCCAUUUUCUCUCACAAACUCAGAUCGAUAUAGACUCCGUACAUAUAUUCAUAUCCUUAAUAAUAGGCAGGGCCAUUCAGUCUCAAAGGAUGGCACUUCUCAAUGCGAUGAAUAACAAUGUCCUCCCUAGGAUAUUAAAGUUUUUACACUGUUACCUAUUGUCUUGAUUACGUUUGCCAUGUAAAAUUGUUUCUUUGUACAGCUAUUCUUUUAGAUUCUGGGAUUGGGAUAUUGUCAUAGGUCAACCUGUGUAUUUAGGGGAGGGUGUUGUAAUAUUCUCAUUUAAUGUGAUUCAGGGAACGAUGGCCUUAAAAAAAAAAAAGGAUGGAUGAAAGAAAGAUCUGAAGAACGAAGCAAUGUGCAUAAGUUUUGCAUUGGAUAA